GGGAGCAGCUGGGUCACAGUUGAUAAAGACUCGCGCUCUUAGGAAGAGCUGAGCCACAGAGAGACUCCCCCGGACUCUGACCAAAGUAUUCUUCCCAGAAUGGGGACGGCCCUGAAGGUGCUGGUGCUGGCCCUCGGGAUGGACUACUGGCCUUGCUCGGGUUUCCCCGUGUACGACUACGAUCCCGCCUCCCUGCGGGAAGCCCUCAGCGCUGCGAUGGCCAAAGUGAACUCUCAGUCCCUGAGUCCGUACCUGUUCCGGGCCUUCCGGAGCUCCUUAAAGAGAGUCAAUGUUCUGGAUGAGGACAAUGUGAUCAUGGAUUUAGAGUUUGGCAUUCGAGAAACUACAUGCACGAGAGAUUCUGGAGCAGAUCCCUCUACCUGUGCCUUCCAGAGGGGCUACUACAUGCCCGUGGCUGCCUGCAGAGGCACGGUGCAGCUGUCAGCCCGGCAGGUGCAGGAGGCCUGGGUUCACUGCCACUGGGCCUCCACGUCCGAGUCUGACAGCAGUGAGGAGAUGAUUUUUGGGGACAUGAUGAGGUCCUAUAGAAGGAGAAACAAUUAUCUAUUUGGUCUCAUUCCUGAGGAACCCAGAAAUGAGCAAUUUUAUGAUGGGUCACUUGAUCUGAGGAGUUUUCCUCCUGGAUAUAGAAGGAACCCGAGCUACCGGCCCAGAGCAAGAGUCAGUCCUGGCUUUGAGUAACAGCCCUGAGCAAAACACGCACGGAGGGAAGAGAAGUUGCCGAGAAGGAAGACACAGCAAAUGGCAUGACUUCCCUGGUGAUCAGCUGUAGCCUGUAAUAAAUGCUUUCGUUUCCUCAUGA
Molecule: messenger RNA, 823 nt
Organism: Sciurus carolinensis (gray squirrel)
Lineage: Eukaryota; Metazoa; Chordata; Mammalia; Rodentia; Sciuridae
Gene: Spp2
Product: secreted phosphoprotein 2
Exons: 8
Coding region: 100-702 (200 amino acids)
Biological process (GO): bone remodeling
Cellular component (GO): extracellular region
Source: RefSeq, a predicted model, not a curated record